Molecule: messenger RNA, 342 nt
Organism: Ordospora colligata OC4
Lineage: Eukaryota; Fungi; Microsporidia; Ordosporidae
Product: gamma subunit of transcription initiation factor IIA
Exons: 1
Coding region: 1-342 (113 amino acids)
Biological process (GO): RNA polymerase II preinitiation complex assembly; transcription initiation at RNA polymerase II promoter
Cellular component (GO): transcription factor TFIIA complex
Molecular function (GO): TBP-class protein binding; RNA polymerase II general transcription initiation factor activity
Source: RefSeq, a predicted model, not a curated record
AUGUAUGAAUUCUAUAGGCAGCUUAUGGUUGGGAAGGCGCUUCUGGAGAUAAUUGACGAGAAGGUGAAUGCGAAUGUGUUGACGCCGAACCAAGGAAAGCGGAUUCUUGAGAUGUAUGAUCUGAGUGUUCCUGUUGUAUUUAAUAGAUCUGUUACGAGUUCAAUGAGCUUCAAAGGAAAGGUUGACUUUUACAACCAUGUUGAUGGAGUGUGGAGGUUCCAAACGAAUGAUUUUGUGAUGUCUCUGAACAAUGAGUACUUCCGAGCAGUGGAUGUAAACAUUGUGGCGUGUGAUGCAGACACGAACACUGAUGCAGGAAGAAGGAGACGAAGGAAGGGAUGA